Messenger RNA from Aphanomyces astaci, 428 nucleotides. RefSeq lists its product as hypothetical. The record is from RefSeq and is a predicted model, not a curated record. NCBI's taxonomy places the organism in Eukaryota, Oomycota, Saprolegniomycetes, Saprolegniales, Verrucalvaceae. Bases 24 to 221 code for a protein of 65 amino acids. The transcript has a single exon.
AUUUGACGUCACUGCCGUUCGUCAUGACCGCCGCUUCCAAAGUUGCCGAUGCCGCCCACAAGCUCGUCGUCGCCGGGCUCCUCAGUGCUACUGCCUUUGGUCUGUACGAUGUGGGGCGAGGCUUCACAGUGAUGUACUCGCGGACCGCGGAGCGACAGCGAACAUACGACGCCCAACAAGCUCAAGCUGCCUCCGGUCAGCAACCGUCGUCAUCGGCAUAGACCCCCACCUUCGAACGAACACACCCAGUCCGUCCAAGCGUAUAUAAGUGAAAGUACAUGACACAUAAUCCUUUUGUCGAGGUCAUUGCAGACGACGCACUGUGGAAACAACAUUGGUGUAGUCGAAGUAGGGAGGAAUGGUCUAUCAACUCAUUUAUACUAACUAGUAAGCACAAUCACCAAUAUCUAACAAGUACUUCAUUGGGA